Molecule: messenger RNA, 1989 nt
Organism: Nannospalax galili (Upper Galilee mountains blind mole rat)
Lineage: Eukaryota; Metazoa; Chordata; Mammalia; Rodentia; Spalacidae
Gene: Tub
Product: TUB bipartite transcription factor
Exons: 11
Coding region: 200-1552 (450 amino acids)
Biological process (GO): protein localization to cilium
Cellular component (GO): cilium
Source: RefSeq, a predicted model, not a curated record
CCCUCGGCUCCCGCCGCGCAGGCAGCUGGUCUGGGAGCCUGUGGCCGGGGCCCUGGCGUGCAGUGCGGGCCUCGGCGGGCCCCAGCGGCCGGGCCCGGGAGGAUGUGUCCCGGGGCGGCCCGAGAGCUGAGCAGGGCCCCCGCGCCAGACCCGAGCCCCGGCCUCACGAGCUGCAGCCGCCGCCCCGCCCCCGAGAGACAUGACUUCCAAGCCGCAUUCCGACUGGAUUCCCUACAGUGUCCUAGAUGAUGAGGGUAGCAACCUGAGGCAGCAGAAGCUUGAUCGGCAGCGGGCCCUGCUGGAGCAGAAGCAGAAAAAGAAGCGCCAGGAGCCCCUGAUGGUACAGGCCAAUGCAGAUGGGCGGCCCCGGAGCCGGCGGGCCCGGCAGUCUGAGGAGCAAGCACCCCUGGUGGAGUCCUACCUCAGCAGCAGCAGCAGCAGCACCAGCUACCAAGUUCAAGAGGCCGACUCACUUGCCAGUAUGCAGCUGGGAGCCUCCCACCCUCCAGCACCAGCCUCAGCCAAGAGAACCAAGGCCGCAGCCGCAUCAGGGGGCCAGGGUGGGGCCUCUAGAAAGGAGAAGAAGGGAAAGCACAAAGGCAUCUCUAGCAGCAUGAGCUUUGAUGAGGAAGAAGAUGAGGAUGAAAACAGCUCUAGCUCCUCCCAGCUAAACAACAACACCCGCCCCAGCUCGGCCACUAGCAGGAAGUCCAUCAGGGAGGCAGCCUCCGCACCCAGCCCAACAGCUCCAGAGCCACCAGUGGAUGUUGAGGUCCAGGAUCUGGAGGAGUUUGCACUGAGGCCAGCCCCCCAGGGUAUCACCAUCAAAUGCCGCAUCACUCGGGACAAGAAGGGGAUGGACCGGGGCAUGUACCCCACCUACUUUCUACAUUUAGACCGUGAGGAUGGCAAGAAGGUGUUCCUCCUGGCUGGAAGGAAGAGAAAGAAGAGUAAGACUUCCAAUUACCUCAUCUCUGUGGACCCAACAGACUUGUCUCGGGGAGGGGACAGCUACAUUGGGAAAUUACGGUCUAACCUGAUGGGCACCAAGUUCACUGUUUAUGACAAUGGUGUCAACCCUCAGAAGGCAUCGUCCUCUACACUGGAAAGUGGAACCUUGCGCCAGGAGCUGGCAGCUGUGUGCUAUGAGACAAACGUCUUAGGCUUCAAAGGCCCUCGGAAGAUGAGUGUGAUUGUCCCAGGCAUGAACAUGGUUCACGAGAGAGUCUGUAUCCGUCCCCGCAAUGAGCAUGAGACACUGCUAGCACGCUGGCAGAAUAAGAACACGGAGAGUAUCAUCGAGCUGCAGAACAAGACGCCAGUCUGGAAUGAUGACACGCAAUCCUAUGUACUCAACUUCCAUGGGCGUGUCACUCAGGCUUCUGUGAAGAACUUCCAGAUCAUCCAUGGCAAUGACCCGGACUACAUCGUCAUGCAGUUUGGCCGUGUAGCAGAGGAUGUGUUCACCAUGGAUUACAACUACCCACUGUGUGCACUGCAGGCCUUUGCCAUUGCUCUGUCCAGCUUCGACAGCAAGCUGGCCUGCGAGUAGAGGCCUCCUCUAUCUUUGGGGUGGCCCAACCUGGAGUGGAGCUUGCCUGCCUGCCUGCCUGUGGAGACAGCCCUGCCCGCCCUCUUGUUCACAGGCCUUCUGCCAGAAGCUGUGGCCUUAGCAGGAUCCCUGGCCUUGCCAACCAGAAACUGGCUGUUCUGCCUCUGCCACUGGUGAGGGUAUAGUGAGUGGGUACAAAGGACAAGAGUGCUCCUGUUCCUAAUGGUCCACACACGUGCCCACUCUGGGGUCGGCCACACUGGCAGACCUCCUCAGCCAGAAGGCCAGAGGAGGGACGGGGAGGAAGCACAAGCAGGGAUGCUGUGGCCCAGCCAUCCACUCAGCAGCCCAAGUCAGGACAGUGGGUGCCCCAUAGGUAGGAGUAGUGAGUGUUUGUGUAGGUAUAGGGCACAUGGACUUCAUGUAGUAAAGGGUUU